GAAUCAGAAUUCCAAUCUCCUUCUAUUCUUUUUUGGACUAUUUGCUUCGCAACAAAAGCCGACAAAAUAGAUAAACUUUUCAAACUGAUACUGCGAAAUCGGGCCGAUAACAGCACAAAACACUUUCCAAUCAAUCAAUUAACAGGCCCCCCAAUCCUUCAAUAAUUAUCCCCUUUUUGCUUUAGAUUCGCCAUAGCCCAAAUCCCAAUUGACGCCAUCCACUUCCCACUCUUUUACCGUCACAGAUGACAAUAUCAAAAGCUGAGUAGGUAGGUGAUAGUUGGUUAGAAGAAACAAUCUGUAAAUCGUUGCAUUUCUAGUCAUAGAAGUGAUGGGUGCUUGCGUUUCAUCGCUACACAAACCUUCUGCAAUGAAGGUACGCUUAUCAUUUGGGUGUAAUCGUAAACCAGACAAACACCUCGUGAUCCCUCCUUCCCCUGUUAAGGAAAGUCCUCAGAUAAUCAAUGACAAUGUUGCUGUUAAACCUCAGUGGCCUCCUCUCCAUUCCACCGCUAAGCCUCGCGAUUUUGGUAGUAAAGAGGAGACGUUUUAUGAUUCGCAACCGUGGUUGGAAUCCGACUGUGAAGAUGAUUUUAUGAGUGUUAAUGGAGAAUUUACACCAUCAAGAGGCAAUACUCCAGUGCACCAUAACUUCACCGCCGGAGCACCACCAAUGAAGGGCGGAGCACCUUCCAUUAGUGACCAUGAAUCUUGUAUUACUCCAAAGAAGAAAAAGAGACUUUCUGAGCUUUUCGAAGAAGGCUUAAUAGAGAAGCAUGAAGUUGAUGAGAAAGAAGGCAAUGAAAAGAUGGCGGCAGUAAAUGGUGGAGGGUUAAAAGCCAAGAGAGAGAGGUGGGUGGAGGCUGUGCAGGUGAACAGCUGCUUACCUGGCUUGCUUUCCAGUUGUAGGCCCGUAACUACUACUACUGAUACUCAACAAGCACAAGUAAGAAGAAAAUGAACCCGUUUAUUGGAUCACUCCUGUGACUCCAAUUUCGUUGAAUGUAUAGUUAUGAAAAAGGCGUGUACCAGACUGUGAUACACGUAUUUUAUAAAUUUUCUCAGUAUAAAUAUGCUUAUGUUAAUGGUAUGGUACAGAUGAAUUAUGUUGACCAUCAGGUCUGAAAUGGGAUGUUUUGGGAUCUAGGAAACAAAA
Lactuca sativa (garden lettuce) is the source of this 1156-nucleotide messenger RNA. RefSeq lists its product as uncharacterized. The record is from RefSeq and is a predicted model, not a curated record. Lineage: Eukaryota; Viridiplantae; Streptophyta; Magnoliopsida; Asterales; Asteraceae.